UGGCGACCUCUUUUUCUCGGGGCGAGGCCCAGCGUUUGCCUUCAACUACAUCACCGCGUUCCAGGGGCUCACACUGGCUGACCUCGUCAGCUACAGCAUGGAGUCAGAGGCCAGCUGGAAUUGCGGCGUGGAGGGAGUGAGCGCGGAUGAGGGGGUCAUGAGGACACGUCUGAAGCAGGUGCGCAACCACCUGGCGGUGCUCUUCCUCUCGCUGGGCGUGCCGGUGCUGACAGCUGGCGACGAGUACGGCCACUCCAAGGCAGCACAGCUGGCAGCAGAUUACUCCGAGUCCCCUUUUCUCUGGGCCGCUCUGCACACGGACCUGGGAGUGCAGCUCUCUCGCUUCAUCGCCUCUCUUGCCAACUUCCGGCGCCGCCGCACACUGCUGCUGCAGCGCAAGGACUUCUAUUUCGGGGAGGACAUUGUGUGGCACGGCGCGUUCCCCAACCAGCCUGAAUGGGACAACCCCAACUGCUGCUUCCUAGCCUGCACCGUUCACAGUGCCGGCAUUGAAACAUCAGCCAAGGAGGCAGCAGAGGAGGCAGGAGUGCCGGUUACCACAGCGGCCCCAGCUGUAACACCCAGCAUGCCGGUUGGCGAUCUCUACUUCGCCUUUAACGCCCAUGGGAAUGAGAUGAUUGUGGAGCUGCCUGUGCCGCCUGUUGGCAUGAUGUGGCACCUUGUUCUAGACACAGCUAAGGACUAUCCCGCUGACAUCACAGAGCUACCAGCCCAAGGCAUGCCUCCAUCCAUCGCUGGCAGAGUAUCGUCGCCAUACUACAUGGAUGCGUUUUCAGUGAUAGCCUUGGAAGCUCGUGGCCCGCCUUCCUUCGCACCUCGUAUAUACGUACUGGUGACAUGCGAUGAAGGUGCAUCAGCAAUCAAGGUGGUGAACCGCUUCCCCUUCACCAAUUUCCUGCGGGUCCUCAAAGCCGUCAAGGUGGGGGGCCUCUCGUCUGUCGGCCAAUCGCUGCGCGCCACGUUUGACCUGCUGCACACUCAGCGCCUCGCAGCAGACGUCGAUCGAUGGGGCAUGGGUCGCAAUCUCGCCGCUGUGGAUCCAACGGUUGUCAUGCUUCUCACUGAUGGCACACACUUCACAUCGCGGUUUGGAGGAGUGUCAACGAGCCUGGCUCUGUUACCAAACGCCUCGCCCCCUCCACUAGGCAGCGAACUGGCGUCGCAGCCGUUCCGGUGGGAGCAGCGCGUGCUCGCCACCAUCCUCCGCAUACCCAGUGCCAAGCCCGACCACCUCGACAGGAUCGGCCCUCUGCCUGCUGCUGGGCCCAUCUCAGAGUCGCCAGCUGCUGUGGCUGUGGACACGAGUGUGUCAGCCCUGUGUGAAGCCACCGGUGGCAAGUGCAGUGUGGUAACCAGCUGGAAGAUGCUCUUCCAGCACCUAGAUAUUGUCGCCUCCCGCCUCUCGCCAGCUGUCAUCGUCUCAUUCGACCACGUCCCACUGCCGGGCGGCGCACCCAUGCCGCCCCAAGUCCACGCUGCAUGCCAACGAAAGCUGCUAUUCGUUCGUAACCUGCCCACUGCCGGACCUGUAGGCUCGGCAGCUGGGUUGGCCGCCCCAGGCGCAGCAGGGUUGGCAGGACAGCUAGGCUUGGCACCGCCGCAGCCGGGGCCCGGGCCGCCUCCAGUGGUUUGGCCCAUACCUGAAGCAUUCUGGCCAGAUUUUAAGACUCCUAGUCCUGCUACUGCUGCCACUUCUGGGGCAGCAGGAACAGGACAGGUACAGGGGGAGGCAGAGCGAGGGGAGAGAGGAGAGAGAGGGGCUAUAGGAACUCUGUCUCUGGGUGCUACAGUUCUCUCCCCCAGCCCUCCUGUUCCUCCUCUCUUUCCUCCGCGCGACCCGCACCCGGUGAUAACCUAUCGGGCAGUGGAUACAGACGCACGCGUGCCGCCCGGGAUACCGGUAGACAAGUACGAGAUCGAAGGGUGUCCCAUUCUGGGCUUCCUCAGCAAGGCUGGGCCCAACGUGUGCUGGCAGGUGUUUAUGCGAGGGAGCAAGGGUCUUCGGAACGGCCUGGGUGAUCCGUUUGGAUACCUCAGAGUGAACCGGCCAGGCAGCUCGCUCACACUGCACGUUCUUCCCUACAACUACCCUGUGCUGUUCCCUCUCAUAGAGCAGCUCCAAAGAAUGCCGCCCCAUACAAGGGCCUCCCCGCCGGCCGGCUGGCGGCACGACUUUGAGCGUUACUGCGCCAGCGUCCCUCCGUACUACGCCGCCCCACUCCGAUCCGCGAUGCGCAGGCUCGGCGUGUCAGCCGCAGGCGCGGCAGUGCCGGACCAUAUGGACGCGAGCCUGGCAGCAGGUCCGGUGGCAUCGCAGCUUCGGCGGUGGCGGGUGAAGGCCAAAGGGGAGAUUGAAGAGCAGUUGCAGGAGAUUGCGAAGACGGCCAAUCAGAUGGCUCAGUCUGCUGCUGCCCGGCCCCCUCCCCUGCCCACGCUCUCCUUCAAGGUUCCCCUGGCUCUGCCCUCCAUCGCCCCACUCAGUGCUGUUCAAUUGCCCUCUGACAAACCAAAUCAGCAGAAGCAACAGCACCAGCAGCAGCAGCAGCAGCAACAACAGCAGCAGCAGCAGCAGCAGCAGAGGGUGGUGCAGCUGCUACCACCCCCACCGCCUCCUCGCUCCUUCCCUGUCUUCCCCAUCCCUCCUCCGCUUUCCGCCUCUCACUCCCAUCCCUCCCUUGCCUCCACCAAUCCACUCGCUCCAUCUGUCCCUUUUUCCCUCCCUGGAGCUGUGGAGGCUGGGGAGGCUGGUGCUUACAGUAGUGGUGCUUAUAGUUCUGGUGCUACUGGUGCUGCAGCUGGUGCUGCAGGUGCUGGUGGUGCUGGUGGUGCUGGUGGUGCUGGUGGUCCUGCAGGGGGAUCAGGGGUGGGUUCAGGAGGUGGUGAGACGCCGUUGGCAGGGCAAGGGCGUGCAGCCACCAUCUUCUCGAACCCGUGUGAAGUCUCUCGAGAGGACUCUUUGCGGCAAGUGCUUCAGCUGCCCCUUCGCCUUGCCGCCAUCCUCAGCAGCAGCAGCCCUGCCUUCGAACCUGGAAAAACAUUUUCUGCAUAUAGACCCGCGGCACCACAGGAUGAAGGACUGGCAGGCGCAGCAGGAAGACCAGGGGCAACAAGGGCUGGGCAACGGGGGUGGGCGCUUCUGGCAGAAGAGGAGGCAAAGCACACCGUCAGCAUCGAAAAGAUGGGUGACUUCAACGACGCUCUCCAGCGACAGCAACCACCCCGCAGCCCUUAUAUCGACGAUCAGGAUCGCAUCAAGGCUGCACGGACGGCCUUUGGCAACCCGUACCGGCAGGACAAGCCAGACAUGCCCACAGCCAACGAGGCAUUCCUGUGCCUGGACGACCAGACCCCAGGCGCACCUGGUGGAGGCCCACCCGCCAUUGCAGGCUCAUCUGGUGCAGGCUUAUCUGGCGCUGCUGCCAGUGGUACUAGUGCUGGCAGCGGUGGUGGUGCUGCUGCUGCUGGUUCUAAUAGUGCUGCUGGUGCCAGUGGUGCUGCUUCUCCCAGUGUGCUUGCCCUUGCUCGCUCUCAGAAGAGGCGGCGGCGGUCAGAAUCACCAGCACCACCAUCACCAUCGCCCCCCAUGUCACCUCACCCCUCUCCUCCCCCCUCACCCUCUCUUCCCUCUCACACUCCCCCGUCCACUCCUUCUCCCUGCCUGCCCCUGUCCUCCGCAUCACCCCGUGCGGUGCCUGUCCAGGCCUCAGCAUCAGCUCCGGCCGCACCUCAAGUGGACCGUGCCUCAAGGCCUGUCCUGGAAGCAGCUAGUGCAGUCGCUGCCGCAGCAGGUUGCACUGAUACAGCAGCACCAGACGCUGCGGCCCCUGUAGUUUCUGCCACUAUUGCUGCGGUGGCUAAGCCACUGGAUCACACUGUUGCUACUGGCUCUGCCAUUUCCCCGGCCACGGUGGAAGAAGACAAACGACGCGAGCUCAGCCAUCCACUGUUCAUGCCAGAGAGCUGUUACCGGGCGGCGCAGGCGAUGGAGAGGCGCCAGCAGGAGUCCAUGCAAUGGCCCAGAGAGGCGGCAGCAGGAGAGCAGAGAGGUUCAGAUCAGGGAGAAGUGGUAGGAGGUGUUUCAGAGAGUAGACAAACAGGGGUCGCAGAGGAGAUUGGAGACAGGGGUGUAGCAGGAGAGGGAAGAGCGCCAGGGGAGGAGGGUAGAGGCGCAAUGGAGAGUACGGGAGGAAUUGAGGGUAGGGGGAGAGGGGCGAAGCGGCGGAGGGUGAUAGCGGAGGGGGAGGCACGGGAUUGGACGGUGGAUGUGGGGCUGGAGGAGCGGGUGGAGGAGCAGGAGGAUGUUGUGGCGUUGGCAAUGCGGAGGGGCAAUCCUCGCUGGCGCACUGUGCGCACGCCAGCUGGCAACGAGAGGGAUCAGGAGGAGGUGGUGGAUUUUCUGCUGUCGAUCUAUCGGGUGCUGCGGUCCGCACGUCCCAACAACACAAAGCAGCUCUUUGCUCUUCUCUCGGUGCCCGACUUCCCCGUGGACAAACGCCAUUUUGUACAACAGCUUGUAGAAAAGUUCUCCUUCCUCGUCGGCGAAUAUCCGGAAGAGAGCAGAUGGCGCUCGGCGGGACUAUCUGUUGAUCCUGAAUCGUUCGCCAAGACUACAGCACUCGAGGUGAUUCACGCGCGUUGGGCUAUGCUUGGCGUCGUCGCGUGCCUCGUUCCAGAGACUGCUUUCCGGAUACUUCAAGCUUCACACCUCGCUGGCGGCAGCAACAUCGACUCUCUGGGAAGCUCGAUCCUUGAUAGUACGACAAGUUUGGUCGAGUCUUGUGACUUUUGCACCGCGAAGACCAUCCUCGCUAUUGGCGCGAUCCAGAUCCUCGGCAUGGCUGCCGUCGAGGCGUUUCGGGUUUCAGGGGGGCCUCUAGGCGACGCAAGCGGCUCUGUUUAUCCAGGGGGGUUCUUCGACCCGCUGGGUCUGGCAGACAGCAGUAACGCAACUGAGCUGGCGAAGCUUAAGGCCAAGGAGCUUCAGAACGGACGGCUGGCUAUGUUCUCUAUCUUGGGAUUUGCAGCACAGGCGGCCGUGACAGGGAAGGGACCAGUUGAAAAUCUGAUGGAGCAUAUGGCGGAUCCCAAGGUGCACAACGCCUGGACGUACGCCGAGGGUUUGUUCCAGUGA
Molecule: messenger RNA, 5152 nt
Organism: Closterium sp. Yama58-4
Lineage: Eukaryota; Viridiplantae; Streptophyta; Zygnematophyceae; Desmidiales; Closteriaceae
Source: the annotation of a GenBank genome assembly